Messenger RNA from Sinocyclocheilus anshuiensis, 1183 nucleotides. Its product is annotated as transmembrane protein 205-like. Bases 279 to 845 code for a protein of 188 amino acids. The record is from RefSeq and is a predicted model, not a curated record. The transcript is spliced from 4 exons. Lineage: Eukaryota; Metazoa; Chordata; Actinopteri; Cypriniformes; Cyprinidae.
CGCCCAUCAGUAUACAAAACCACGCCCAACAAUAGCGACAACAUCCACAAACCACCAAACCUGCUUUGAUCGCCGAGUACGCAUAAACCCCGCCCACCGGUCUGACCCAGUCCGAGAGCUACCGCCGCUGCAUACCGGUUCCUCCUUUAUCGUACAUUUAUGGUGUUGCUACUGGCCGUGACGCGCAACCGUCCACCGACGAUUUACACAGUCACGGGUGAUCGUCCGCAUAGUGACAGUGAGUGAGGGAGGUGAAAGACGAUAGCGUGCCUGUCACAAUGUCUACAGACAGAGAGCCUCCCGUCACCUCCAAACUCCUUCACCUCAUGUUUCUCUCCACCUUCUGGGGAAUGCAGAUAUGGGUCACCUUCAUAUCAGGCUUUGUAAUGGACAGCCAUCUAAACCGACACACGUUUGGCUUCAUCAAGAGCCGGCUCUUCCCGUUAUACCUGCACAUCGGCUCAGCCUGCGCUUUCUUCAACCUCACAAUCUUUGCCAUGUACCAUCCUAGCAACAUGCUCAAUGACAAAGAGGCCUUCCAGAUCUUCAUUUUUUUCGUCUGUGUGACCGUGGCGGCAGUGAAUGCCCAGUGGUUUGGUCAGAUGACCUCGGGAAUCAUGGCAGACAUGCACCUGAUUGAGCAGGCCUGUGGAUUGGGUCAGGACAUCGGACUCUCAUCCAAUCGGGAAGCAUAUGCCAAGCUCUGCCAGACAGAUCCCAAGUAUAAAAAGCUGAGUGGUCGGCUGUGGCUGUAUCACCUGCUGUCCUCCCUUUGUAACCUCUGCUGUAUCGUAUGUAAUGGAUACAGCCUAUAUUACCUGGCAGAAAACCUCACCACCCUCUGAUGACCUUCCUGCAACAUAGUGGAGUUAUACUUCCACAAUGCAAUGCAAACCCUUGGUUAACGUCUGUGUGACUCCGGCAGCGAUGACCUGCUCUCAGAUACUGGAUUACCUCCUGACAAAUCUGGUUAUUAUUGUUACGGAUUGUCUUUUUUAAUCUUUGUUGUGCUAGUUUUAGUUUAGAUAUAUGAUUUAUAGAGAUUUUUAUAGAUAAGAUAUAGAUGAGAUUUUUUUGUAAAUGUUACAGAUAAUGGCUGUGCAUAUUGAAAUUAUAAGAUGUUACACUUUGCAUGGUUGAGGAAUGAGGAAAAACUGAUAUGCGAGUAUAAAUGAACAAAAAU